CUGAGCUUAGUAAAAGAAAUACUCUGAAAAUCUGAUGUUUCAUGACAAUGUUUGUGUCAUGGACAAAUAUAUGGGUGUCCUACAAGAUGAUUGACACCAGUCCACCAACCUAGACAGCUGUUGUGUCUCUCUGUAGGCUGUCUGGCUGUCUGGUCACAGAGGAGGGCUGUGCUGCUCUGUCUUCAGCUCUGAGGUCAAACCCCUCCCACCUGAAAGAGCUGGACCUGAGCUACAAUCACCCAGGAGACUCUGCAGGGGGACUGCUUUCAGCUGCUCUGGUGGAUCCCACAGAUAAACUGAUGAAGCUGAAUGUGGAUCAUGGUGGAGAGUUCAGGCUGAAAUCAGGGCUGAGGAAAUAUGCAUGUCAUCUCACCCUGGACCCAAAUACAGCAAACCCAAACCUGAUACUGUCUGAGGGGAACAGGAAGGUGACACGGGUCGAGGAGGAGCAGCAUUAUGAAGACCAUCCAGACAGAUUUGACCAUCAUCCCCAAGUUCUCUGCAGAGAAGUCUUAUCUGGAUCUCGUUAUUACUGGGAGAUGGAGAGGGAUGAUGACAUGGCUCACAUUGGUGUGGCGUACAAAGGAAUGCAGAGGAAGGGAGAGGAGAAGGACAGUUGGAUUGGAUACAACAGGAAGUCCUGGUGUUUAUUCUGCUCUGACAGAGGUUAUGCCUUUUACCAUGCUGGAGUCAUCAGAUUCUUCCCUGGUCCUAUUUCUAACAGAGUUGGAGUGUAUCUGGACUGGCCAGCUGGUACUUUGUCCUUCUAUAGUGUGUCCUCCUCUGGUACACUGACACACCUUUACACAGAACACACCACAUUCACUGAACCCCUCUAUCCAGGGUUUGGGUUUGGGUUUGGGUUUGGGGUUUACUCCUCCUCCUCCUCAGUGACCCUGUGUCAGAUAGAUGACCAACACAUUCAAAGGUGAGUCAUAGCAAUGUUUUAUCAUGUGUUUUCCUCUGGAAUCAUUCCUACAAUUAGAUUAGUAGUGGUGUGUUUUAAUGUGUUCUGUUGGACCUACAGACAGUUAGAUUAGUAGUAGUGGU
Molecule: messenger RNA, 1050 nt
Organism: Coregonus clupeaformis (lake whitefish)
Lineage: Eukaryota; Metazoa; Chordata; Actinopteri; Salmoniformes; Salmonidae
Product: neoverrucotoxin subunit beta-like
Exons: 3
Coding region: 300-932 (210 amino acids)
Molecular function (GO): protein binding
Source: RefSeq, a predicted model, not a curated record